Molecule: messenger RNA, 5144 nt
Organism: Cephus cinctus (wheat stem sawfly)
Lineage: Eukaryota; Metazoa; Arthropoda; Insecta; Hymenoptera; Cephidae
Gene: Pdzd8
Product: PDZ domain-containing protein 8
Exons: 9
Coding region: 898-3834 (978 amino acids)
Biological process (GO): mitochondrial calcium ion homeostasis
Cellular component (GO): mitochondria-associated endoplasmic reticulum membrane contact site
Molecular function (GO): lipid binding; protein binding
Source: RefSeq, a predicted model, not a curated record
CUGCUUUAGUAGAUGUGUAUUUUUCGUUAAUUUUGAUAGCGUUUAUAAAUAUAUAAUUAUUGAACACUCGUACGCAAUAUUUGCUUGUCAGUAUAUCGCAAUAAGAUGAUAUAUCUUUUCAUGAGAUACGCCGCAGCUAGUCAAUGAAAUCGACGCGUAAAUCUCUAAAUCUGUCAAAAUCAGCUGAUCGAUCAAGUACAGUGCACAAUUGGAAAAAUAUUUCCAUCCUCGCUCCAAGAACUGCAUGAGAAGCUAAAAGAGAUUUAAAAAAGGAUAAUAUGAUGGUUUUUCUCUGAUAAUUCAUUUAACAUCUGUUACUCCUUUAAGGCAGCUAUCAAGAUGGCUGCCGAAAUCAAUAGAGAACUGUCAGGAUACUAUUUACCCGCGGCACGUCAAACGGGUUAUGCUGAUAAAAUGUGCGAAAUUUUAUUUUACGAGAAUGAAUCGGCUAUGUGGUGCUAGGAGAAUAUGUUAAGAUUUUCUUAAAGAAAAGUGCUCGUUUUACGAGUAUGCAGGAGUGAAGAUACUGUGUAGAGAACAUACUGGUCAUUCUGGAAUUUGGAGCAUUUACUAAUAAUAAACAAGUAUUAAAAUGGAACGACAAUUUAUCUGUUGAGCUGGACGUAAACCGUAUUUGUUUCAAUUAAAAGUUCCUAAGGUGCAAGAUCUGUGAACAGGAUUUAGUCAUCUUCCUGAUGAUUUUCAUGAGACUGUGGAAAUAUUGUAAUUCUUUUCUACAGGAUUGUCUUUCGCUGCUCCUUUCUCUCUUGAGCACCCUUUACACGCUCUGUUUUUUUACUCUUUACUGGUAUCGCUGUGUUGACAGGAGCCUUGCUUUAUACCUUUGAUUCAGUUAUUUUGGAAACAUCGCGUUUCCUUACUUAUCAGUUUUGCAAGAUGGACUUUUUAGAAACUAUUUUUGUAUCUAUAAUCUCAUUCAUUUGUGGGGUACUGUGUACUCUGGCUUUGGAGUUUUAUAUAUUUAAAAAGUAUUUGGAAUCUGCGCCAGUGGCUAGCCCACCUCAGAAACCUGUACCUCAUGGAAAGGCUAUGCUACCUGAAGAACUGCUUAGCAAGAUAGAACAAGAGAAGCUAAGCUUUCAAAGUGCUUCUAAUAUGCCUCGUCAGAGUCUGUCACAGGGAAAUGAGAAUCUUGCUAUUAAUUUGACACUGCAAUUUCUCUUUAAUGAAAUCAGAAAUGCAGAACGUGUUAGACUUUGGUUAUACAGGAAGUUAAAUAAUGAGUUCAAAGAACUUUUGACACGUACAACCACUGGCCGACUGUUUGACAGCGUUCAGUUAAGGGACUUACAUCUUGGCACUCAGUUUCCAACAAUAAAGGGACUAGAGGUUGCUGAUUCUAAAAUUGAUGCUGACACAGGUCUUUUAGAGACAUUGGACUUAUCUCUCGACUUGCAUUACUCAGGAAAUUUCCAGAUGUCGAUAGAUGUUAAAAUGCUUCUUGGAAAAACUGCAUACUUGGCGUUGCAAGUAAAACGUGUCGCUGGAAGAGCCAGGUUGCAGUUUACUCGAGUCCCAUAUACACAUUGGUCACUUAGCUUUUAUUCUGAACCAAUCCUGGAACUGGAGGUGCAGUCCCAAUUCCAAGGUCGUCAGUUGCAGCCUCAAAUAGUUUCCCUGAUCACAGGACAGAUUCGCAGAGCUGUCAGAAAGAAGCAUACUCUACCUCGCUAUAAGAUGCGUUACAAACCCUUUUUCCGAAGACUGAACGACGAGGACAUCGAUCUGACAGAAGUCGCAAGUACCCAGCUCACGCCAGGUUAUUUAGAAGUUAAUCUAUUGGAUGUGAGCAGGUUAAAUCUUUCCUCGAUCAACCUCAAUGCCGAGGAAUCUUCCCAGGUCGAGGUAUACUGUACAAUGAGCGUGGAUUCAACGCCCUGGAUCUACCUGACUCAAUACAGCGGAGUACCUUACAUGAUAUUGGACUUGAUUAUCAGCAAAACUACCGACCAACAGUUAGGAGUAGUAUUUAAACAAGAGACUGUGUCAGAAAUCGGACAGAACUGCGUCCUGGUGGAGACUAUCGUGGCAGGAAGUCCAGCAGCCAUUGCGGAAAUGCGAAGAGGCGACAUAUUGGUUGCCGUCGAUGGGAAGAAAGUAUCGAACAUGAACCAGGUGGGAAAAUUAGUAAAGAACGCAGCCCAAAGACGUUUCAUUAUCAGAGUGGAAAGAAGAUACACUAGGAUCGACUCAGAUAGGUAUAAUUCCCUGAGGAUGGAUGGUGAACGAUCAUCUAUAGAUAAAAGUAUGGAUAGAAAGUCUUCCAGAAUCGACCUGAGUAAGAGUGACUUGCAGAAUGUCGAGGACAGUCCAAGAACGAAGUUCGAAACUCAAAUGAAAUUCUCUGACCUGAGAGAUGCCGACUUUGAGAUCCUAGACAGAGGUGACUUAACCAGCAAAUUAUCCAGGAGGCGUCACAGCAGUAGUCACGUCAUGGAAGAACUGGCUCAAAUUCCAGACUCACCCUCGAGAAGAAUCUCCACCACGUCUAACAAUUCAACUACAUCUAGCAGCAUGCACACUUACUACAUGGAGGACAGUCUACCUACUAUGACGGAUUUAUACCACACGACCAAGGAGAGAUCGUUAGCUUCUGUGAUGACGUUCGAGGAGAUCAGGAACUUCCGGAUCGACUCGGAGCAGCAGUACUUAAACGUGGGCGUCUGGGUACGCGUUCGGGGCGGUGAAAAUCCGCCUAAAUUAUUAGGAUACAUAAACGCUCCGAUAAAAUUAAUUUUGGCACAGUGCUCCACGUCGACAACUGGACACUACUUGAAGUGCUACGCCCUGCUACCACCCGACACCGCUUCCCCCAACAUAACUAACUCCAAGGUACAAGGAUAUUCAGGAUUUGAUCCCAGUCUCUGCUAUGGUGAUGUCCUACUGUCCUACGUUUGGGCCUCUUCCCAAGAAUCUCGACACCAGGGCACUGGUGAUUUCACCAAAAAAGAAACUGCGGAGGCUAUUAAAGUGCAGCCAACAUCAAGCACUGAAAAUGUCGAUAAGAAAUUACACGAUUUCAUUCGCACGCAUUUUCAUCGUGCAACACAUUGUGACUUCUGCACGAAGAAGAUUUGGCUAAAGGAUGCUGUACAGUGUCGAGACUGUGGUAUGGUUUGCCAUAAGAAAUGCGAAGUCCGCUGUCAGGCUUCCGGGGCUUGUGGCGCGGAGAGUCUGGCAAGUUUGGCGUACGAAGCCGACGAAAUAGAAAGCAGUGUUGUACCAGGAGAAGUGGGCCCAGAGAUAUCACUUACGGGCUGUGAGGAUAACGUUCAGGGUGCAAGUAUGAUGGCUAUGAAGGCCAGCAUAGCUAAUACACUGCUGGGCCUAAAGAAGGCCGGAAGUACAAGUUGUCUGGCCCCACCGACUUCCGGUAUUGGUUUGGCAUCUAGAAGUCUUCCCCCAAGUCCCUGCGCAUCUCGCAAGAAUUCACUCGUGGGAGGAUUGGGUAUAACUCCUGAUCUACUGGAGGGUGCGGAGCCCAGUGUAGCAGCACUCCUCGUCGCUGGGGAUUUAGACGACGGUCUGAUGUCCAGAGCCAGGGACACUGGAAAGUUCCUCUACAAAUCAUUGGAACCGGAAGAACGCAUGGGAAAAAUUAAUACCAUGAUGAGCAAACUGAAGUCAGCUCUGGACGUGGAAACUACCUCAAGACUGGAAUUAUCACAAUCCGGUGAUGCAGAUAGUGCAAAAAUGAUUGCACAAAGUGAUUUACGAGUGCAGGCACUCAGUGUACUUUUGUUGCACUAUUGCGCCGGACUGCAACAUGCUCAAGAUGCACUGGAAAGAACGAAAAAUUCAAAGGAAUCUUAAGUUGGAAUACAUAUUCAUUUACAAUUAUAUUAAUACUCGGUCAGCUGAUUUAUUGCCUCUCGCAUAAUUCUAAGCUCGUGUUGCUAUCAGUCAAUUCAAUGAUAUUUAUCCGUAGAAUAGCUAGGGAGUGGAUUUUAUUGUUAGAUAUUCAAUUUGUUUAUUCGUUUGUCUCGUAUAUGUAAACGCUAUCAACAAUCGCCUCUUUGCGAUACGUGAGAUUAUUAAUGAAUGUAUGGUGUAUCUUGUUACUGUUAGAAUUAUGGUUCAUGCAAUUUAUUGCUGAAUCCAAUUACGAUUAUUAGCUUUAUCAUUAUUAAUACUCCGUACUAUUCAGAUUAGCUCAAUGGACGUAUGCCUGGAUAAGCUAAAUAAUUGUAUUAUGCUAUUCAGACAUAUUUGCGGCAUGCACUUUUUAAUUACUCUUCAGGAGUAUUAUGUAUUUAUAGAUGCAUAUAUAUAUAUAUCUAGUUCACCGAAGAACACCAAUUGCUAAGACUUGUUUUGGUAGAUAUACAUACAAUCGCCAUAGAAUACGUGAUUAUAUCUAGAUGCGCGUCUUGCGUUAUAUUUACUGAUACUUUCUAUCAAGAAUCAUUACACUGUGUGAUAAUAUCGAGGCUGCUGAAAUUAUAUAAAUUCUAUUUAUUCGUCUAUCGGUAUUAACUCCUUCGUGGCAAGUAAAAUUUAACUGUUUGUUCUUCAGUGGACAAGGAAAAAGUAUUUUGAUGCAAUUGAAAAAAAAAAACAAUGUUUCGCCACAUUGCACAAUGCCCACAAAGACACAAUUUUUGACAUGAUACGACGUUAAUGCUAUCCAAGGGGUUAAUCAAUAAUUAUCAUUAGCGAUAAGGUAAUUGUUAUAAGAGCGUCCAAUCGAGUGUAUUCUGUGUAUUCGUCAUAGUAUUUAAUAUGAUUAUCCUAAACUGUUAUUAUAAUGCCAAUUAAGAAUUUCUUACAUCAAUGUCUGAUAUGGCAACUGGUCGAAGUCAAUCAGACAUGGACUUGGAAAUUGACAGUUUAGGCAACGAGAUUCAAUGAUAAUACUCGAUUAGCAACGAAUUAUUCAAUUCUGAACUGACGUAUCAAGUAUUAGCUUUUACAAAUUUGUGCAAGCUGAGGAAAUACUGACGAGUUACAUACAUAUUGUAUAAUAAACUGUAGUCCAUCCAUAUAUUAAAUGAUAGUAGAUAAAGGGGAAUUUAGUGAGAAUUGAUUGAAUGGACUGUUGGAAUAGAAUUAAAAAAGAAUCAACGAAUGUAUUCGUGCGUUUUGUUGUUUUAUGAAAUAAAAAAGAUAUAUAUGUACGUGUA